AUGGAGAACGCACACACCAAGACGGUGGAGGAGGUGCUGGCCAAUUUCAGCGUGAACGAGAGCACAGGGCUGGGCCUGGAGCAGGUCAAGAAGCAGAAGGAGAGAUGGGGCCCCAACGAACUACCGGCAGAGGAAGGGAAAACAUUAUGGGAGUUGGUGAUUGAACAGUUUGAAGAUUUAUUAGUUAGAAUAUUGCUACUCGCUGCCUGUAUAUCGUUUGUACUGGCAUGGUUUGAGGAAGGUGAAGAAACAAUUACAGCCUUUGUAGAACCUUUUGUAAUUUUACUUAUUUUAGUAGCAAACGCCAUUGUGGGUGUUUGGCAGGAAAGAAAUGCUGAAAAUGCUAUUGAAGCACUCAAGGAAUAUGAGCCUGAAAUGGGUAAGGUGUACCGACAGGACAGAAAAAGUGUCCAGCGGAUUAAAGCCAGAGAUAUUGUUCCUGGGGACAUUGUCGAAGUUGCAGUUGGUGACAAAGUACCAGCAGACAUAAGGCUAACUUCUAUCAAGUCUACAACAUUAAGAGUAGAUCAGUCAAUCCUAACUGGUGAGUCUGUGUCUGUUAUCAAACACACUGACCCUGUCCCUGAUCCACGUGCUGUAAAUCAAGACAAAAAGAACAUGCUCUUUUCUGGUACAAAUAUUGCUGCUGGCAAAGCAAUUGGAGUAGUUGUAGCAACAGGAGUCAACACUGAAAUUGGGAAGAUUCGAGAUGAAAUGGUAGCAACUGAACAAGAGAGGACUCCACUGCAACAGAAGUUGGAUGAAUUUGGGGAACAACUUUCCAAAGUUAUCUCUCUAAUUUGUAUUGCUGUCUGGAUCAUCAAUAUUGGACACUUUAAUGAUCCAGUUCAUGGAGGCUCUUGGAUCAGAGGUGCCAUCUACUACUUCAAAAUUGCCGUUGCCCUUGCUGUUGCUGCUAUCCCUGAAGGUUUGCCUGCGGUUAUUACCACUUGUUUGGCUCUGGGUACUAGAAGAAUGGCCAAGAAAAAUGCUAUUGUUAGAAGCUUGCCAUCUGUUGAAACAUUAGGUUGUACAUCGGUUAUCUGCUCUGACAAGACGGGAACUCUAACCACUAACCAGAUGUCUGUGUGUAGGAUGUUUAUUGUUGAUAGAGUUGAAGGUGAUAAUUGCUUUCUGAAUGAGUUUUCUGUAACGGGCUCCACGUAUGCUCCCAUGGGAGAAGUGUUGAAAGAUGACAAACUAGUGAAAUGUCACGAGUAUGAAGGCCUAACAGAGCUUGCCACCAUCUGUGCACUUUGUAACGAUUCAUCUUUGGACUUCAAUGAGGCAAAGGGAGUUUAUGAGAAAGUUGGAGAAGCUACAGAGACUGCUCUUACUUGUCUGGUUGAAAAAAUGAAUGUAUUUGACACAGAUCUAAAGGGACUCUCCAGAAUAGAGCGUGCCAAUGCUUGCAACUCGGUUAUUAAACAGCUAAUGAAGAAGGAAUUUACAUUGGAGUUCUCAAGAGAUAGGAAAUCUAUGUCUGUUUACUGCACACCAAACAAACCAAGUCGCACUAACAACAGAAUGUUUGUCAAGGGUGCUCCUGAAGGUUUAAUAGAUCGUUGUACUCAUAUUCGUGUUGGAAGUGCAAAACUACAGUUAACACCUGGAAUUAAACAGAAGAUUAUGAGUGUGAUCAGAGAGUGGGGCACAGGCCGAGACACUCUGCGCUGCUUGGCUUUGGCAACCCAUGAUAAUCCCCCACGGAAAGAAGAAAUGAAUCUCGAGGAAUCUUCCAAUUUCAUUACUUAUGAGACCAAUCUGACUUUUGUUGGCUGUGUUGGAAUGCUGGACCCUCCUAGAACCGAAGUUGCUGCAUCGGUGAAAAUGUGUCGUCAGGCUGGAAUCCGCGUGAUUAUGAUUACUGGUGACAACAAAGGAACAGCAGUUGCAAUUUGUCGACGUAUUGGUAUCUUCCGUGAAGAUGAGGAUGUUUCUGAUAAGGCUUUCACAGGUCGCGAGUUUGAUGAGUUGUCUCCUGCUGUACAAAGGGAAGCUUGCAUGAAUGCACGCUGCUUUGCUCGUGUAGAACCUUCACACAAGUCCAAAAUUGUUGAGUUUCUGCAGUCUUUUGAUGAGAUCACAGCCAUGACUGGAGAUGGAGUCAAUGAUGCCCCUGCAUUAAAAAAAGCAGAGAUUGGAAUAGCUAUGGGAUCUGGGACUGCAGUGGCCAAAACGGCUUCAGAAAUGGUGCUGGCUGAUGAUAACUUUUCUACAAUUGUGGCUGCUGUUGAGGAAGGGCGAGCCAUCUACAACAACAUGAAACAGUUCAUUCGGUACCUCAUCUCUUCAAAUGUCGGAGAAGUGGUUUGCAUUUUCCUGACAGCUGCCCUUGGAUUUCCUGAGGCAUUAAUUCCUGUCCAGCUGUUGUGGGUUAACUUGGUGACGGAUGGUCUUCCUGCAACUGCACUGGGUUUCAAUCCACCAGAUCUGGACAUCAUGAACAAGCCACCCCGUAAUCCUAAGGAACCACUCAUAAGCGGCUGGCUCUUCUUUCGCUACCUUGCUAUUGGAUGUUAUGUUGGUGCCGCUACAGUUGGUGCUGCUGCCUGGUGGUUUAUUGCUGCUGAUGAUGGACCAAGAGUGACUUUCUAUCAACUGAGCCAUUUCCUUCAGUGCAAAGAGGACAACCCAGAUUUUGAGACUGUUCAGUGUGAAAUCUUUGAGUCUCCUUACCCAAUGACAAUGGCUCUGUCAGUCCUUGUCACUAUUGAAAUGUGUAAUGCCUUGAACAGCUUGUCUGAAAACCAGUCUCUUCUGAGAAUGCCUCCAUGGGAGAAUGUGUGGCUUCUGGGCUCAAUUUGCUUAUCCAUGUCCCUCCAUUUCCUAAUUCUUUAUGUUGAACCGUUUACCUCUCAUCUUCCAAAUCACUCCAUUGAAUCUGACUCAGUGGUUGAUGGUGCUGAAAAUUUCAUUACCGGUCAUUCUUCUGGAUGAGACACUUAAAUUUAUUGCCCGUAACUACUUGGAACCUGGUAAAGAGUGUGAAAAGCCUGCCGCCAAACCGUGCACUUUUUCAGCAUGCACUGAGGGAAUUUCUUGGCCGUUUGUGUUCAUUACCUUACCUCUGGUUAUCUGGCUUUAUAGCACCGACACUAACAUUACUGAGAUGUUUUGGUCUUGA
Staurois parvus is the source of this 3127-nucleotide messenger RNA. The record is from the annotation of a GenBank genome assembly. Lineage: Eukaryota; Metazoa; Chordata; Amphibia; Anura; Ranidae.